This is a messenger RNA of Astyanax mexicanus (Mexican tetra), 2524 nucleotides long. RefSeq names its product enolase 4 (gene eno4). Gene Ontology annotation, biological process: glycolytic process. The record is from RefSeq and is a predicted model, not a curated record. Gene Ontology annotation, cellular component: phosphopyruvate hydratase complex. The coding region runs from base 63 to 1796 and encodes 577 amino acids. The transcript has 13 exons. Gene Ontology annotation, molecular function: phosphopyruvate hydratase activity; magnesium ion binding. NCBI's taxonomy places the organism in Eukaryota, Metazoa, Chordata, Actinopteri, Characiformes, Acestrorhamphidae.
GGGCAACUGCUGGACUCAAACAGAGCGGAGAGCGGAGCGGCGCGCGGAGCCGCAGAUCCAACAUGUCUUAUAAAAGCGCUUUAAAAGCCGAACAGGAGCUGUACGAGCUGAAGAGCCGAGCGGCGGAGUAUUACAGAGCCAACCGAGUCCCUCACACCCUGGAGGAGCUGCUAAACCAGCUGUUUGCGGAGAAACCCAGUGAUAUUUAUGGAUAUAUGGCGAAUUACUUCUCCAGGUUGGCUCACACACCUGUGAUCAGUUCCAUAGCAGGGAGAGAGGUGUACGACAGCAGAGGGGAAGCAGCGCUGCAGGUGGAUGUGUACUGCAUGGUCAGGAAUGAAGAGAAGUUAGUGUGCAGUGCAGUAAAUACUGGCCUAGAUGAGCAUAGGGCGGAGUCAGGGGAUGCGGUUGCUGAUGAUAACCAUCAGCAGGCAUCUGUGGCGACGGCUCUGGAGUGGAUCAGAGAGCAGCUGAGCUCCAUGCUUUGUGGCUUUAACCCCGCCCACCAAACGCAGCUGGACAAAGUAGUCAGUGAUUUCCUUAUGGCUCGCUACCUCGAGGAACAAGAUGCUCAUAAUAGCAACAUAAAGAGUGAGGAAGAGGAGAAGAAGAUUGAAAGAGCACCUGAGGCCACGCCCCCUCCCCAACCUGCUCAGAACAAAGACAAGAAAGGAGAGAAAGGUAAGAAGAGAAACAGUGUGGAGAAGUUGAUUCCCCCUCUGGACCCGCCACCGCCCGUGCUGCCUGGGGCAGUGGUGGCAGCUGCUGUGUCACUGGCAGCAGCCAAAUCUGCGGCGAGUCUCACAGCAGUUCCCCUCUACAGACACAUCAUCACUCUCAGAGACCCGCAGGCUCUGAGUGCUGUCUUCAUGCCCAUACCCUUGCUUACAGUGUUAAGCUGUGGAAAAGCAUCAGCAGGGAAACUCAACUUAUUGGAGGAACUCAUCCUGCUGCCCACCAGGACAUACUCAGCCAGAGAAAUUGUAGUGAUGGGUUGUGAGCUCCAGAGAGAAAUAAAGAGAAUAUCCACCUCCACCACCACUAGUAAAACUGGGCCUGCAGUACUGGGUGUAUCUGAAGGGGGCGCUCUGCAGCUGAGCUUGGAGCGCUCUGAGCAGGCUCUCGACCUGCUGAUGGAGGCCUGUGUGAAUCUGAAGCUGCCGAUGGGCACGGAGCUCCGGCUGGCGAUAAACUGCGCCGCUCACAAACUCAUGGACUAUGCAAAGGGGAAGUACGAGGUGAUGGCAGGGACGUUGAAGUCUCCGGAUGAGCUGGUGGAUAUGUAUGUGGGGCUGGUCAGUAAAUAUCCAUCCAUUGCAGCCCUCAUCAAUCCCUUCAGAAAAGAGGAUGAGGAACAGUGGCUGAAGCUAAGCUCUCUGAUUGGCCACUCAUGUUGCCUGGUUGCAGAUGCAGCCUACAGUCCUGGUCCAUGCUGGAGGGAUGCUAAGCCCCUCCCACAAGGAGUCACAUGGGUCACUCUUAGACAUGGCAGUGAGAUGACCCUCACUGACCUCCUUCACACCGUCUCACAGAGAGCAGGUACAGAUGGAGAGACGAUUCUAGCAGUGAGCAGUGAGGAGAUUGGUGACGACAGUAUGGUAGAUGUGGCUGUAGGUGUGGGAGUGACGUUCAUUAAGUUGGGGGGUCUGAGUGGAGGGAGCAGGAUGAAUAAGUACAACCGACUACAGAGCAUAGAACUGGAGCUUCAGGAGCAAGGCAUUCUGGCAGGGAUGCGCCAGAUGAAGUUGCCGUGGGAACAGGAGGAGGUGGAGUUAAAUCCAGAGGAGGCAAACUGAAUAGGUGCUGAACAGGUGACCAGCAAUUGACCCGUCCACAUGUAAUGAACCAAAACACAAGAGAUCUCAACACCACUUCAUCUAAACCGUCUGAACAUUAAUUACUGUAACUCCUAUAAUAUACCCAUACUAAUAUAGAACAUGUAAUAUUAAAUAACAUACAGUGUAUAAUCAGCAUUAUUAGCAGAUUUGUGUAUCUACAUUGACAUGCCAAAAGUCACGGGACAGCAGUAUGUGUUUAAAUUGACUAAAAAGUGGCAACUGACCUGCAUAAGUUGUGAUCUUGUUAUCUUGUAAGAGAGAGUGAACAAUGGCAGUGUGCCAAGGUGAUGUGAAUUUUGGGAGUUGGAGUGAGUAGUAAUGAUGGUGACCAGUGGCAUCUGGCUGAAAUUGUCCAUGUGAACAGCGUUCUUUAGCUUCCACGAAACAUGGCAAAAGUCACGGGACACCAUACUAGUUCCUGUCUCAUGAGAUUUGGCAUGUCAGUGUGUUUUCUCAUUUUGUAGCAAGAAUGACUCAAAUGCUUGAAUAUAAAAUAUUGUUGAUUCUUUAAUGUAUUUCACACUUACAUCAAUAUUUACAGUGCAGUCAGCCACAGACAUUUAACACAGUCUCUUUUAUGUAGAAAUGUCUUUACUGUAUCAUUGCAUUGCAAGUGCUGUUCUGAACUUAUGCAAGGGAAGGUCCUGAGUUGGGUAGAAAUUUGAUUAAAUAUUCGUUGGGUUUGA